Physeter macrocephalus (sperm whale) is the source of this 1635-nucleotide messenger RNA. Its product is annotated as death domain-containing membrane protein NRADD-like. Gene Ontology annotation, biological process: Rho protein signal transduction. NCBI's taxonomy places the organism in Eukaryota, Metazoa, Chordata, Mammalia, Artiodactyla, Physeteridae. Gene Ontology annotation, cellular component: plasma membrane; cell surface. Gene Ontology annotation, molecular function: death receptor activity; nerve growth factor binding; coreceptor activity. The record is from RefSeq and is a predicted model, not a curated record.
AAGUACUUCUUCAUCCAGAUUUUGGACACUGAGAGGGUAGGAUGAGAGGUAUCCAUGGGCCCCUGGCCUUGCAGGCCACACACAAGUCCAGUCACAGGCUCUGGAGUCCCUGUUCCUUGUGCCCUUCCUGCACUGGAUUGUGGGGAUAACUGGCCUGCAGGCAGAAGUUAGCAGCAGCAUUUACUUGCCUUCCGGGUCAGUUUUAUUUUGCAAAAAUCUACAAGGUCUUCUGUGCACAGAGGCUCCCACAGGGACCACAAUGAAUCAGUGUGCUCUCACAGUCCAGAGUUGGUGGGGGAAACGGGACACACUUUAGUGCCAUAGUAGGCAGAGGAGAUGCACCAGGAGCCAGAAAAGGGAGCCUGGGAGAGAUCAGGAGAGACUUCCCAGAGUAGGAGAUUUCCUGCCAGUUUGUCAGAUGGCAAAGGUAGACCCGCAAGAGCAGACGUCUGGAAGCCCGGAGAAGGUACAUCCAGGAAGGGCUAGGUAUCCAAGCGUGGCGAGCCAAGGGGAGUCUGUGGGAGAUGAGGGUGGGGAACGAACCAGUCAGCUUUUGACGCCACGGUAUGAACUUCUGACUCUACACAGUAGGGACUAUGAUUUCCAGUCUUUCUAGCAGCAAAGUCUAUGUCUGCUGCCUCCUUGCCCCUGACCUUGUCUGUCCUUUCCUCCACAGGUAAGUCCCGGAGGGAGCAGGACAGGGACAGGGAAGGGGUGUGGGUAGGGGCAGGGGGAGCCCUGGCCCCCGGUACCUCCUCCCCAUUCCCCCCUGAGCCUCCAGGGGCCUCGGGCAGCAAUAUCCCUGUCUACUGUGCCCUCCUGGCCUCCGUGGUCCUCGGUCUGCUUGCCUACGUGGCCUUCAAGUGCUGGUGCUCACGUAAACAAAGACAGCAGCUGGCCAAAGCUCGGACUGCAGAGCUGAGGGCCUUCAACAGGGACCAGAUGCAUGGGGAGAGCAGUGUCUUCCGGGACUCUCCUAGCAGCCUGGAGCCCUGUGUCCCCAGCCAGGGGCCACAUCCUGAACUUGGCUGCUGGCUUUACCUCCAUCUCCCUCGGCAGCAGCAGGAGGAAGUGGAACAGCUCCUGGAGGCGUCGGGUGAACCUGACAAAGGCUGGCGGGGCCUAGCGGGCCACCUGGGCUACCAGGCUGAGGCAGUGGAGACCAUGGCUCAGAGCCAGGUGCCAGCCUACACCCUGCUGAGGUACUGGGCAGUCCAAGAAGGCAGUGGUGCCACCCGCAGGGUGCUAGCAGAUGCGCUGGCUGUCCUGGGCCGUGAAGAUGUGGUCCAGGCCCUGGGCCCACUGGUUGAGGACUGCUCCAUGGUGUGAUGCUCCACAGCCUGGCCUCUCAGGGAAACUGCUGUGGUGCUCCCACCACCCCCAGCUCAUACACCUUCCCUUUCACGGGCUUCCUGGCAUUGGUGACCUCGGCCUGCUGUUCUGGGGGGACACGGAAGAUCCAGGCACCACUCACCUCCCCUCGCCCUACGUUCCUCCAGGACAGGGACCAGGAUAUUGGGGGGAGGGGUUGAUCGUGAGGAGCAGUCCUGCCCUCCUGAUCCCCACUCCACCUCUCCUUACUUAGCCUCAACUGUUUUUUCUUUUUGUAUCCCAUACUAAAGGCAACUUUGGACU